This is a messenger RNA of Cataglyphis hispanica, 957 nucleotides long. Its product is annotated as odorant receptor 67c-like. Gene Ontology annotation, biological process: sensory perception of smell; detection of chemical stimulus involved in sensory perception of smell. Gene Ontology annotation, molecular function: odorant binding; olfactory receptor activity. Bases 16 to 927 code for a protein of 303 amino acids. The record is from RefSeq and is a predicted model, not a curated record. The transcript is spliced from 6 exons. Lineage: Eukaryota; Metazoa; Arthropoda; Insecta; Hymenoptera; Formicidae. Gene Ontology annotation, cellular component: plasma membrane.
AAUGAUAUUAUUCGAAUGAUGAAGGCACUGUCUGAAUUGACAGCAUUGAUGGAAGUACUGUUCAAUCUAAUUCUGUGUAGGAUAGGAAGAUCACGAUUACAGAAACUUUUAGCACAACUGAGGAACUUUCUCAAACAUGCUGAGUUACAUGAGAGGCAUAUUAUACAGAAAUAUAUAAAUCGUUAUUCGGGCUUCUACGCCUUUGUUGGAAUAUCUUAUAUCCUGGCAGCCAUCACUUUUUCCUUUGGCCCUUUGUUCUUAUCGAUAAACCUCCCAAUGGAAGCAUGGUAUCCAUUUUCUACCAAUACUCCCUACACUAGAGGUAUUCUUUAUAUUUUACAAGUAUUCGCCAUUUUGCAAACUGGAUUUUGUAUCACGGUGGAUUUCAUGAUUGCAAUGUUCUUCUGGUAUUCGGCUGCGAGGCUGGAAAUGCUGGGACAAGAAUUUCAACAAAUAACACACGAAAGUCAUAUAAAAAAUUGUAUUCAAAAACAUCAAGAAAUAAUAAUUUUUGUAGAGGAAGUUCAGUAUACAGUUCAAUAUUUAAUUUGCAAAUCAAAUAUUACAAUGGCCAGUGCCGUAAUUUGCGGAGCUUUUCCCUUGGUUCAUAAACAACCUCUGGCUGUAACGGCACAAUUCAUCUGCAUGGUAUUGGGUGGAUGUGAGAGACUUUAUAUUACGGCUUGGCCGGCAGAUGAUUUAGCAGAAAUGAGUCAACAAAUUGCUUGGUCUGCAUAUAAUAUACCAUGGUUCGAAAAAUCUCGUAAAACAAUCACUAAUAUAUCUAUUUUUAUACAAAGAAGCCAGAAACCACUUUUGAUAUCUAUGGGCAGUAUGUUUCCAGUGCUAUCAGUGCAAUAUUAUGCUAACUUCCUAAAAACUAUUUCAUCCUAUUUUAUGACGAUGAGAGCUGUAAUUGCCGAAUAAAGCAGUGAUCUGUCUAAACGCUAUAUUUUG